Catharus ustulatus (Swainson's thrush) is the source of this 1917-nucleotide messenger RNA. RefSeq lists its product as uncharacterized. NCBI's taxonomy places the organism in Eukaryota, Metazoa, Chordata, Aves, Passeriformes, Turdidae. The transcript has 14 exons. Bases 1 to 1917 code for a protein of 638 amino acids. The record is from RefSeq and is a predicted model, not a curated record.
AUGGCCCUCAGCCUGCCUGGCCUCAGGGGCUCAGCUGAGAGAUUCUGCAGAGUUUGUGCUGCAGGGACCUUCCGCAGCGACCCCCUGAUCUCAGCACCCUGCCAGCCCUGCCCAGCCGGCUUCACCUGCCCACCAGGUGCCACCAGCUGUACCUGCCAUGGGCUCAACAGGGCUUUCCAGCACUCAGAUGCCUCCUGCAUCUGCCAGGCAGGUUAUGUUUAUUAUGAUGAGAGAGGCAAGACAGACCCUGACAGCAACAGCGAUCAGGAUUGCCGACCUCAGGUGGACGAGCUGUGUGCCCCCGGUGAGGUCCGGCUGGCGUCCACGCGCCGCUGCGCCGUCCCCGAGCGCCACGACUGCGCUCCCGCCUGCGGGCCAGCGGGAGGAGAGCUCCACGCACAGCUGGGCAUAUGUCACUGCAGGCAGUACAUCUCUGCUGAGGAGCUCUGUGACCAGCUGUGCCUGCUGAGAGCCCCACGCAUCUCCCUGGGCUUUGGCAGCCACAGAGAGCUGCUGCUGAGGCUCAGCGAGGGGCAGGUCAGGGAGGUGUCAAACGUUCUGGGCCCAGAUGAGCACGUGCAGAGCAGCCAGAGGGUGCAUUUGGUGCUGUUCAGUCCCCAGGGAGUGCUGGGGUUCAUUGUCUCCAGCACAGAAGUUCUGGAUGCGUUUCUCAUGGGGAAUUUCUCCUGGGAUCAGCUGCUGCAGAAGGGGCGCAGAGCCCAGAGGAGUUCCCCCAAAGGCAGGCAGGCCUUGCCCCUCAUCCCCAACCCAGUGGUGUGUCUGGAAACAGGGGACACCAUCCUCUUCCAGCUCAGCAUCAACUCCCAGGCCCGUGCCUCCAGCCAUUACCCCGUGUACCAGAAGCAGCAUCUCUACAACAACAACCCGGGCUGGGAUUUCGGGCCCUUCCGAAGGCUGCACCACCUGAUCCAGGAGACUCAGCUCAACAUCUCCUGGUUUGCCCACGUUUUCCUGGAGCCUGGGACAUUUGUUUUCAGGGACAGCUCCGUUCAGGAACGCUUCCUGAUUGUGACAGUGAACGAUGCCAACGUGAGCUGUGGUCCUGGGGACGUGUCCUUCCAGCCCUCCUCCCUGUUCCAGCUGGCCAGGCACGGCAUUUUGAAGCAGCAGGAUCUGAACUUGGCUCCCAACUGGGCUGCUAUCACAGCGAUCCUCUUUGUCCUGGGCUUCCUUGUGGUGCUGCUGACCACCCUGGCCAUCGUGUUCCAGCCUGCUGGCCCCAAAAUUAGCCCCCUGAAGGGCUGGAAGCCACGAUGGAGGAGCCUGGGAGAGCCCCACAUCCCACCAGAGUACAUCCUCCUUAAGGACAGCCUCCAGUUCUAUCAGAUGCUUGGUCCCCGUGGAUCUGGAGAAGAUCCUGGCUCUGGAGAGAAAGGAGCAGUGCCCAGUGCAGAAAACAGCUUUGCACCCGGGCUGCUGGAGGAUUUCAGUGUCCGGACCCUCUAUGACAAGCUGGAGGAUCAGAAUUUGCACCUGGCCUCUCAGCUGGCCAAGCACAGGAGGGACGUGCUGCUGUUCCACAGCGGGGUCAGCCAGAGCAUCCAGAGCCUCGUGGACACGGUGCAAGCCCUGGACUGGGAAGCCCUGAAAACCUUUUCCAGGCAAGGGAUCUGUGGGCAGAAAGCUGCAGAGCAGAGCUGGGCAGCAGUGGGGGCUGAGCUGAGGGAUGGACACUGGAACUUGCAGCCAGGUGCCCCGUGGCAAGAGGUGGCAGAGUUAAUGAGAGCUGUGGAGGUGCUGCUGGGGAACACUCCUGACACGAGCAGAGCUGCAAACCCAGAGAUGGAGCUCAGGAUCCAAACCCAGGCUGCAGUGGGAGCUGCACCCUCCCAGCACAGCCUGGCCACUGAAAACAACCCAGAAGGGCAGCCUGCCUGGGCACCAAGAGCACGGUAA